Molecule: messenger RNA, 4636 nt
Organism: Oncorhynchus gorbuscha (pink salmon)
Lineage: Eukaryota; Metazoa; Chordata; Actinopteri; Salmoniformes; Salmonidae
Product: inactive heparanase-2-like
Exons: 12
Coding region: 131-1879 (582 amino acids)
Cellular component (GO): extracellular matrix; membrane
Molecular function (GO): hydrolase activity, acting on glycosyl bonds
Source: RefSeq, a predicted model, not a curated record
GCUCAAAGGAAUAGGAAGAGUGCAUUCAGACUAUAAGGUAUUCCUAUAGCUUCUCUCACGUUCCCUCAAACAGCAGAGCACGGUCUUGUUUUUAGGCGCAGUGUUCCAUCUGUGGUGCCAAGCCAGGAAGAUGCCCAAUCCGGCGACAUGCCCCUUCCCAGGCUCCCGGCUGUGGCUGGUAUCCGUUGCUCUGAUGGUGCAGUCGGUAAUCUCCUCUUCUUCGACCUACCAGAGACCUGCACCCGGCGGCGGGGGGAAGAGAGCGGGGUUCAUGGAGAGGACGCUGAUUCUGCUGGACGUCAACACCCGCAGUCCGGUUCAAGUUCUAAACGACAACUUCCUCUCUUUACAGUUGGAUCCGUCGAUUAUAAAGGACGGGUGGCUGGACUUCCUGAGUUCCAAGCGUUUGGUAACCCUAGCCCGAGGUCUGUCCCCAGCCUAUCUGAGGUUCGGAGGAAAGAGAACCGACUUCCUCCACUUCCACAACCUGAAGAACCUUGCCAAGUUCAGAGGCCCCGGCCCAGAUUACUACCUAAAAAACUAUGAAGAUGACAUAGUGCGUAGUGACAUCGCCCUGGACAAGCAGAGGGGCUGUAAACUGGCCAACCACCCUGACAUGAUGCUGGAGCUGCAAAGAGAGAAGGCAGCUCAGAUGCAGCUUGUCCUCCUCAAAGAACAGCUCUCCAACCUCUACAGCAACAUCACAAUAACAGCCAGGUCUUUAGACAAACUGUACAACUUUGCCGAGUGUGCUGGUCUGCAUCUGGUCCUUGGGCUCAACGCCCAGCAGAGAAACCCUGACUCCUCCUGGAACUCCUCCUCAGCACUCAGCCUACUCAAAUACAGCGCCGGGAAGAAAUACAACAUCUCCUGGGAACUGGGCAACGAGCCUAAUGGCUACCGUAGCAUGAUGGGUCAGACAGUGAACAGUACCCAGCUAGCCCAGGACUACACCCUGCUGAGAACGUUACUGCAGUCUGUACGCUACUAUAGCCGAGCACACCUCUUGGGCCCGAAUGCUGGACGACCACGCAAAAACGCCAUUCUGCUGCUCGAUGGGUUCAUGAAGAAUGCCGGUUCUGUUGUGGAUGCUGUAACGUGGCAACACUACUACAUGGAUGGCAGAGUGACCAAAGUAGAGGACUUUCUGAAGACUCGCCUGCUGGACACCCUGACCGAACAGAUCACCAAAGUACUCAAGGUAGUGAAUAGCCAUGCACCUGGUAAGAAGGUGUGGUUGGGGGGAGUAGGUCCGGCGUGGGCUGGAGGAACCAAUAACCUCUCUGAUACCUAUGCUGCUGGCUUCCUGUGGCUGAACACUCUGGGCAUGGCAGCGGUGCAGGGGAUUGAUGUUGUCCUGCGGCACUCGUUCUUUGACUAUGGAUACACACACCUCGUAGACCAGCACUUUAACCCACUACCGGACUACUGGUUGUCCCUGGUGUUCAAGCGUCUGGUCGGUCCCAGGGUGUUGGCAGUGCGGGUAGCAGGCUUGCAGAGGAAACCACGACCAGGGAGGGUUAUACGAGACAAACUACGGAUCUACGCACAUUGUACCAGCUUCCACAAUCGUAACUACGUGAGAGGAUCCAUAACGAUCUAUAUCAUCAACCUGCAUCGGUCGAGGAAGAAAAUCAAGCUGGCGGGAACCUUGCGUAACAUGACUGUCCAUCAGUACCUGGUACAGCCCUAUGGGACAGACGGACUUCACGCCAGGUCAGUCCAGUUGAACGGAGAAAGGUUGUUGAUGGUGGACAAUGAGACAUUUCCGGAGUUGAAGCCUCGGACGCUGCGGGCGGGAAGGACAAUAGCCAUGCCCCCUAUGACCAUCGGCUUCUACGUCAUCAAGAACAUCAAUGCCUACGCCUGCCGCAAAUAAUACUCAACACACUCCUUCUCACCCUUCACCCCGAAAUCCUUCACCCUCCCCCCACACUCCUCACCCCCUACCCCUCAUCUCUCCUCACCCCUCACCACUCCCACCAUUUCCUAAUACCGGACCACCUCCUCACCCCUCACCACCCCCACCAUUUCCUAAUACCGGACCACCUCGUCACCCCUCACCACCCCCACCAUUUCCUAAUACCGGACCACCUCCUCACCCCUCACCACCCCCACCAUUUCCUAAUACCGGACCACCUCCUCACCCCUCUCUCCACUUUUCCUUACUACCUAGCCCUCAUCCCUCCUCACCCCUCGCUCCACUUCUCCUUACUUCCUAGCCCUUACUUCUACCUUCUGGUUCGUUAUCACUAUUUCCUAGUCCCUGGUCUGUCUCUGAAAGGAUUGCUCUUUGUCCAAAACAAGGGUUGCACUGAAUACCUUUCAAUCGCUCUCUACACCAACUCCCCAUGUGUUGUGAGAUGGACAGUGAUUAUUCUACUAUGUGAUUUUGUAUUGUUUUGUAAAAAGGUUAUUGAGUUUUGUUAUGACAGUACUUCUAUGUCAGAAGGUUGUAUCAUCCUCCAACAAGACUUCUCUUCCAUGUCUUUGAUCAUCAGAUCUACUAACGGUCGUAUCUGCCAGCAACUCUUAUUGUUUCCCCCGCAAACUCCUUUCAACUCUCUGUUGUUGAUACUCACAAACUCCUGGCAGACGGUUAGACAGAAAGAAGAGAAAACAUGGAGAAAACACAACCAGUCAACCGCAGGGCAUGUGUUAGCUCCAACAGCCAUGUCUGCCGUCUGAUUGAAUUAUCUCUGUGUGUGUGUGUGUGUGUGUGUGUGUGUGUGUGUGUGUGUGUGUGUGUGUGUGUGUGUGUGUGUGUGUGUGUGUGUGUGUGUGUGUGUGUGUGUGUGUGUGUGUGUGUGUGUGUGUGUGUGUGUGUGUGUGUGUGUGUGUGUGUGUGUGUGUGUGUGUGUGUUCCUGCGUGAGUGUGUGUGAAUACCCCUGCUGAUGAGCCUGUCCUUGUCUACCAUGUCCAUCAGGGAAAACAUUGUAUCUUGCUUUCUGAAACAGCUCGUCUGACAUCUAUAACUAAACGGUUCAUUGGUAAUUGGGAAUCUCUUUGUGGUAUGUCUGUUGUCUGAAUGACAGUUUAAGCAGCGAUGCACAUCCAGGGCUGGGGAGUAACUGAUUUAUUAUUUUUUUAUUAAUGUAUUCAGUUACAUUACCAGCAAAGAUAUUGUAAUCAGAUUACAGAUACUUUUGAAAAACUAGAUGAUUACUUAUUGGAUUACUUUUAAAUUCAGGAAGGUUGUUUGUGGAAAAAAAUAAAUGGACACCUUUCUGUUUUGUUAAUUACAUUUUUAAAAAAGGCUCAAGUUUAAGUUUGUUCCAUCGUAGCAAUUCUGACCACAAGUCAGAGACCACUAUGAUGACACACCAAGGGGUAAGUAAUCCAAAAGUAACUGAAAGUAAUCAGAUUACACUACUGAGUUUGGGUAAUCCAAAAGAAACGUUACUGAUUACAAUUUUGGACAGGUAACUAGUAACUGUAACAGAUUACAUUUAAGAAAGUAAUCUACCCAACCCCGUCACAGCAGAGUAUCCAUCUUCAGAAAGAAAAGAAAGGGACAGAGUCGGGUUACUGGUUACUGGUCGGGUCACUGGUUUAAUGUUCAUUGUUCUGUAAUACGAAACAACAAACAUUGCAUUUACAGUAUUUCUCUCUAGCAGCACAGAGCGGGGUCAAUAUGAACAUACAGUCUGCAACUGAAAACUUCUUGUCACUCAACCUCCCAUUCAUAUUUCAGAAGCAUACCCAUCACUACACGUCUAGUCCAAUGUACAGUCAUAUUAUGCUGCUAGCUUUUAUUAUUAAAUACUUAUUAAAGGGCAAUUCCAUCACUUUUCAACCUCAUUUUCAUUAUUCACAGCACAAUACAUCGGUCUACAUACUUGAAAACGGUACAUUUCUACGUUUUGUAGAACAGGUUCUACCCGAUGACAUCAUUAAAAGCUAAAACAUUUUACAAACAGUGUUUGUCAAACACUAUGAGAUUUGUGGUGACAUGGGGAGGAAGAACAUACCCUCCUUCUGGCUAGAAACUCGUUGGUGUUUUUACUUUUAAUCCGACAAGUGUUUUUUAAGACCUUUCUUAUCUUAUUAGCUACAGAUCAUAGAAACUCACAUAUGUAAACACUGGUUUGGGACUGAAUAUAAUGAAUAUAAUGUUGAAAAGUGGCGGAAUUGUCCUUUAAGUUUGGAUUGUUUUGUACAGAAUUCCCUUAGCCGGUGUAUCAUCAUCCUAUUUGAAUAUGUAAUGUAUAUAAAAGUGUGUUAAUUACAGAAGAUGCGUGCUUGAAGUGUUUACUUACAUAUCAUUGUAAUUUAAAUCUAAUGUAUAUUUGUAUGUAAUAAUGUUUUAUGUCGAGGAAGCAAAAUUGAACUCAAUGGUACCUUUUGGGUAAGACUGAAACAGAACCCUGAGUCAAAUUGAAAAUGACGGUACAGUAAAUGGUAUGUAACUAUUCUCCAGUGUAUGUAUAGGGUAGGGAGAGGUAGAUUUGAUCUUUUUUUUAUGUGUGUUAAAUAGUAAUAAGCAUAUUUUUCCUCCUCUGAAUGUGUUUCAUAGUUCAUGUAGAGUUGUUCAUAUUUCCUUUUUUAAAAUAGCAUUAUUUUAUUGUGUUAAGUGUGCAAUUGAGCAUUAUUUUUUGGAAAAUUAAAAUAUAUACAGCGAUAAUAAAAUAUUUA